AAAAUGGGAUUCGAAGAAAAUAUGUAGUUACUUCAGACCUCACAUACUUCAGCAGUGAGGGCACAAUUACAAUUUUGUGAAUUAGGGUUAGUAGCAGUGGCCGAAAUGGCCAACCGAUUUUACGGUUACUCUUCCCCAUCCCCAUCCUCAUCCCCUUCCGCCUCCACUCUCCAACGCUAUCUCGACGCCGACACCACGACUCAGUCUCAGUUGUUUCACCAGCUCCACCCAUAUGCCGCCGCCGCACUCAUCAAACGCUCCUCUCAAGUUCUCUACCAUCAGAAUGUUUUGGAUACCCAAAACUCACUUGGGCAGCUUGAAGCUUGGUAUUCUGCUAGCUCUUUAGUUAAGCGACCUAGAUUGGAGAGUGCAAGCAAUUUACCUAUAUAUCCUCAACGGCCAGGAGAAAAAGAUUGUGCUCAUUAUAUGCUCACAAGAACCUGUAAGUUUGGAGAUAGCUGCAAAUUUGAUCAUCCUAUUUGGGUUCCCGAGGGUGGAAUCCCAUAUUGGAAAGAGGCUCCUGUUGUUCCUGCUGGUGAAUCCCUCCCUGAGAGACCGGGAGAGCCAGAUUGUCCUUAUUUUAUGAAAACGCAAAGAUGCAAGUUUGGUUCGAAGUGCAAGUUCAAUCAUCCAAAAGAUAAAAUGGAUCCUUCUGGUGAUUUCGAGAAUGUACAUGCAUCUGGUUUGCCAGAAAGGCCAUCUGAGCCCCCAUGUGCUUUCUACAUGAAGACUGGAAAUUGUAAAUUUGGUGCAACUUGCAAAUUCAACCACCCAAAAGAUAUCCAAAUACAGUUACCCAUACAAAACAAUGCCAACUGCGAGCAGAAUGAUACAUUCUCAAAUAUUGGGGGAAUAACUGGAGAUAUUAAGCCGGCACUGUAUUAUAAUUCCAAAGGACUUCCAAUUAGACCGGAUGAAGUAGAUUGCCCAUUCUACUUGAAAACUGGCAGUUGCAAGUAUGGGCCGACUUGCCGCUACAAUCAUCCUGAUAGGAAUGCAUUCAUUCCUCCUGUGGCAUUAGGUCAUUCGCUUGUAGCAUCAGCAAGUAAUCUGAACGUUGGAGUUAAUCCAGCUGCUUCUGUAUAUCAAACUAUUGGCCUCCGAUUAAGCCAGACAGCUAUACUUGCACAGCAAACAUUGCCAACGCUGGCAGGAUCUCCGACUGUGAAUCCCCAGAGACCUGGACAAACUGAAUGUGAUUAUUAUAUGAAAACCGGCGAAUGUAAAUUUGGGGAGAGAUGCAAAUUUCAUCACCCUGUUGAUCGAUUUGCAACCAAUGAAGCUUCUCAGCAGGCUAUUAAGCUCACACUUGCAGGAUUACCUAGAAGAGAGGGAUCCAUUCAUUGUCCAUACUACAUGAAGACGGGGGCAUGCAAGUACGGUGCAACGUGCAAAUUUGAUCACCCACCCCCUGGGGAGGUCAUGAGUGCAUUACAAGGAACAUUCACAACAAUGUCUGGACGAGAAACAUGACAUGACAACACAGGUAGGAGAAGCUGGUUUUUAGAUGGUUUUAUGGGGAUUUCUGUAUUAAGAGCAUGAUACUUUACGGAAACCGAGCUUCAGAUGGGCAAUAUGAAUGCAGCUAGGGUGCACUAUGGCUUGCUUGUAGUUGUAUUGCAGUUGGGGAAUUUUAUCUGUUCCGAGUUGUAAUUCAAGUGUUGGAUUGAAAGAC
Messenger RNA from Hibiscus syriacus, 1675 nucleotides. RefSeq names its product zinc finger CCCH domain-containing protein 37-like. The transcript has 12 exons. Gene Ontology annotation, molecular function: metal ion binding; mRNA binding. NCBI's taxonomy places the organism in Eukaryota, Viridiplantae, Streptophyta, Magnoliopsida, Malvales, Malvaceae. The record is from RefSeq and is a predicted model, not a curated record. The coding region runs from base 106 to 1473 and encodes 455 amino acids.